Messenger RNA from Miscanthus lutarioriparius, 1518 nucleotides. The record is from the annotation of a GenBank genome assembly. Lineage: Eukaryota; Viridiplantae; Streptophyta; Magnoliopsida; Poales; Poaceae.
AUGGAUGCUCUACAUAAGACAUACAUGACUCGCAAAAAGUGCCACAUUAACAUAGUGCCUUUCAAGUUUGAUACACCAUCUCCAGAUGACAUGGUCAUUACAGGCUUAAAAUCAUCCAGAAACUUUAGAAAAAGUGCAAGUAUGGACCCAAGUGCAUCAGUACAAUUGGAUGAAGUUGGUGGGACUAGUAGCAAUGUUCCUUCGAGUAGUCAAAAUAUAACUCUUAAGCUACAGCAUUUGAGUUUGGAGAGCAAACCGAAGAACAGUAAACCCAACAUUAAGAAAGCAGCUUCUGUUUCACACUACAAGCCAGAACCAUGGAUGCUCCAGAGUGAAGAUCAAGAAAUCCGUAAACAGCUAAGUCUUGGCAUUGUUGGUCAUGUUGAUUCUGGGAAAUCAACUUUAUGUGGUCGAUUACGACAUGCUCUGGGAUUGAUUUCAAAAAAACAAAUGCAUAAAUAUGAGAAAGAAGCUAAAGAAAAGGAUUUUGUUCCUAAUAUGAUAUCUGGUGCUACACAAGCUGAUGCCGCCAUCCUAGUUGUUGAUGCAUCUAUAGGCUCAUUUGAAGCUGGCAUGGGUGUUAAUGGAAUUGGUCAGACAAAGGAACACUCACAACUUAUUAGGAGCUUUGGUGUUGAGAACUUGAUAGUUGCUGUUAAUAAGAUGGAUGUGGUGGAAUAUUCGAAGGAGCGGUUUCAGUCCAUUAAAUCGCAACUUGGUACCUUUCUUCGGUCAUGUGGGUACAAAGACUCUUCAGUCACCUGGGUUCCUUUGAGUGCAAUGGCAAACGAAAAUUUAGUCACAGCUUCUUCAGAUUCUCGUCUUCUAUCAUGGUACAAUGGAGAUUGUCUGCUGAAAGCCAUUGACUCAUUACCUCCUCCUCAUCGUGACGUUUCAAGGCCACUAUGCCUUCCAAUAUGUGAUGUUAUUGCAUCUCACACGCUGGGUCAGGUGGCUGUUUGUGGUAAAAUAGAGUCUGGAGGGAUCCGAACUGGCUCUAAGGUUCUUGUCAUGCCUUCUGGAGAUAUAGCCACAGUAAGAGCCAUUGAGCGGGAUUCCUCUACUUGCAGCUUGGCUAGAGCCGGGGACAAUGUUGCCAUUGGUUUGCACGGCAUCGACCCUGGUCACAUUGUGUCAGGUGGAGUUCUUUGCCAUCCAGAUUUCGCUGUGCGCAUCGCUUCUCACUUGGAGCUGAAAAUUCUGGUUCUAGAAAUCACCAUGCCAAUACUGGUUGGCCUUCAGUUUGAGCUGCACAUACAUCACGCCAGGGUGUCUGCGAGGUUGGUUAAAAUACUGUCGUCGUUGGACCAGAAGACUGGCAAGGCCUUAAAGAAAAUGCCACGUUUGCUCACCGCGAGGCAGACCGCCGUGGUUGAAGUGAAGCUGGACAAAGAAGUGUGUGUGGAGGAAUUCUCGACGCUGAAGGCCCUUGGGCGGGUGUUCCUGCGGUCUCAGGGUAACACUGUUGCGGUGGGCAUUGUGACUCGAAUUCUGGAUCAGGCUUUUGACCUCGCCUAA